GAUCUCUUCACGUCGGAAUGCAAGUUCAAAGAGUCUGUCUUUGAGAACUAUUACGUCAUCUACUCCUCCACACUGUACAGGCAGCAGGAGUCUGGCCGGGCCUGGUUCCUGGGCCUCAACAAGGACGGACAGAUCAUGAAGGGAAACCGAGUAAAGAAAACCAAGCCAUGCUCCCAUUUUCUACCCAAACCAAUCGAAGUCUGCAUGUACCGGGAGCCCUCACUGCACGAGCUGGGAGACAAGCCAGGACGUUCACGGAAAAGCUCAGGAACUCCAACCAUGAACGGAGGCAAAGUGGUCAAUCAAGAGGAGGGCACAUAGCAGGAACCUCAGGCACAGACGGGUGGACGGGUGGACGGACGGGCAGACAACAGACACACAAGACAACCUGAACUGAAUCGAAAGACACAACUUUGAGAAACAUCAAGAACUUCCCACCUCAUCUCUUUAUCUCCCUGCCCCGCCCCAGUCCGCCCCGCCCAGUCUCCAUCGAGAGACGAGGUUUGUUUUCUUGGAAUGAUCGACCCUUCACAUGAACUCAAUCGUUGCUUGAAAGAAAAAAGUUGGGGGGUGGGGGGGGAGGGGAGGGAGGAGAAAAGAAAAUUAAAAAUCAGGACUUGAUUUUUUUUUCAUUCUUUAUGCCAAACCUCUCUCCGCUCUGAGGUGAAACUCCGCGAGGAAAUAGAAUAUUAUUAAAUAAAGGAAACAAACCGAAAA
This is a messenger RNA of Callorhinchus milii (elephant shark), 717 nucleotides long. It is a transcript of the gene fgf12a, whose product is annotated as fibroblast growth factor 12a. Gene Ontology annotation, biological process: animal organ morphogenesis; positive regulation of cell population proliferation; positive regulation of gene expression. Gene Ontology annotation, cellular component: cytoplasm. NCBI's taxonomy places the organism in Eukaryota, Metazoa, Chordata, Chondrichthyes, Chimaeriformes, Callorhinchidae. Gene Ontology annotation, molecular function: fibroblast growth factor receptor binding; growth factor activity. The record is from RefSeq and is a predicted model, not a curated record.